AUGCAAAGUAGGUACUAUCUCGAAAUGAAUUCCAAGGAGAAAGAGAAGCAUGGCCGUUCGGAAGCACGGAGAAACACACUUCAACGUAUGCUCGAUUUAGAGAAGAAGAACAAGCGCAUGCAAGCCUCGACAACGACAGUCAGUCAACCGCUGCGUAAUACCUUCUUUCGCGAAAGGCGUCCGAGUAUUCCUAAUGUAUAUACCUAUGCUCCUCCUCCCGAACGUCCUACCCCAAUCAGACAAUCAGAACGAGCAAUGACUGCUCCAACAUUAUCCGUUGCAAUACCUGCUACGCAGAGCUCCGAAAAGCCUGAGACGAAAAUAAAGACACCUAAAAAUGUAGUUUUAAUUGAGCCGGAAAAGGAAAAAUUGAUGGAAGUUGAAGCAGACGCGGGCGGUUCUGAUGCAUCUUCGAUAUGUCGUUCGCCUGCUUGGGAUGGUGGUGAUGGCAAGCAAAGAAGAACAGCGAGGAAAGAAGCUCAAGAUCUACGCAAGAAGGAAGAAGAGCGGUUAAAGAAGGAAAAAGAAAAGGCCGAAAAGGAGACCCGUGCCGCGGCACAAAAACAAAAAGGACGAUUGAGCAAGACGCCUCCAACCAACAAGCGCUCAACUAAAACAGUUCCGGUAGUUCCAGUAGGCCGAGCCAACUCUGAGCCUGCGGUUCCAGUUACUCCAGAAAUAACACAAUUGGGUCCUGAUCCUGAUGAUGGAAGACGAUCAAGGCGAACGAGUUUGGAUCUUGGACUCAAGAAGCUUAUGUCUUCUUUCAGAUCCAGAUCUAGGUCCACAAGUGCAUCUGCAACACCACGAACCCAAUCUAUGUCGAACUCACCAAAUUCAUCGGGAUUCAUAGGAGGCUCAAAAUUACAACAAUCUAAUGAGAAUCAAGCCCAAAACGAAGCUCGUGACGGAAAAUCUUCAAAUACUAGAACAGCUGGUCACGGUAACAAACCCAGUCAAAGCCGGCCACCAAUCUCACUUGAGAACUCUCGAUAUCGCGCAUUGGAUCUUUUGAGUUCUUCAGGGACUGGUUCAGGGACCGGCUCAGCAGCUGUCGAAUUACCAACCAAAUCGCAAAGCGAGGACACUUCUACUCCCCAUAACUGGGCAGAGCCAGAGUCCAGUAAACAGCCUUCGGGUGAUCUAGAACCAAUCAUGAGUAGAAAUCCUCGAGCCCGAAAGCCGAGUGAAAACUUCAGAUCAGAUCAUAUUACUGAGUCAACUGUGAAUAAGGCUAAGCCUCAAUCGCCUGUUGCUCCUCCAUCUCCAGGAUUUAGGUUUGGUCUGGAAAAACAUCAGACAUCAAAGCAAGAAGUACAAGAACCUUUCUAUUUUCAGAACUUUGAUACCCCUCCUGAACCUGUGAAAUCUGAAGAUAACGAAUAUUUCCCAAAGCAAAAGCGACACGGCAAAUUAGAUCAAAGUAGCUCAUCACAUGACAUCAAAUUGGUCACCGCCCCAAACAAGGAAGUCAUGAGAAGAACACCAUCAAUCCAUAAUGCAAAUGGUCGUAGUAAGUCGAUAUCUAGAGCUAGAAACGAUCCGGAAUCAGUAGAGAGUGGAGAAAGUUUUCGUGCAUUCCUUGGCAGUGAAGGCGCGCCUCCAGGUUUUAAGCUCACAGCACAAGCAUCCCAAAGCAGUAUUCAACCAGAGGAGGCAGUCUCAAGACCACAAUCACAAAAGGGUCCCAUUGCAUCUAGUCAUGAUACAACAUCCCGCCAAUAUCAUAAAAUCCAAGAUACUUGGAAUCAAACUCCCCUUCCUAUCAGACUCAAAGAUGAAGAUGGUAAUACUACUACCCCAAGCGGUCAGGCGGCUCUUAAAGCACAGUCUAAAAAUCCUCAUGCAUCUUUAGCUUCUGCGGACCCCAAUACAGAAGCGGGAGUUGCAGAGCUUCAAAGGAGACUUAGUUUGAAUAAAUCUUCAUCGACUACUGCACUUCAAAAUACUUUGAAUUUUCUCCCAAAACUUAAACAUCAACCGUUACGUCCACGAAAGGCUCAGGAAAAACGACAAACGAGUGAAGAAAAUAACGUGUUGGGAAAUAGAAAUGAGAAUUUUGGAAGAUCUCAUAGCAACGGACAAGGUGGUAUUGAACCAAUGGCAAAAAUGUUUGUUAUUUGUUGUGGAUGCAAAUAUUUUCAUGAUUUGCCGAGUAAACUUUAUGAGUGUAUGGCGAAACCGGAGGCGGUGGUUAAGGAUGAGGGAUUGGGGGUUAGUGGUGUGGUUAGUACGAGGGUUAGUUGUCCUUGGUGUGGUCAUGGUAUGAGUACGAGGUGUUGUGAGGGUUGGGCGGCGGUGGUGGUUUUGAAGGAGAGGUUGCAUUAG
This is a messenger RNA of Sclerotinia sclerotiorum 1980 UF-70, 2328 nucleotides long. RefSeq lists its product as hypothetical. The transcript has 5 exons. The coding region runs from base 1 to 2328 and encodes 775 amino acids. The record is from RefSeq and is a predicted model, not a curated record. NCBI's taxonomy places the organism in Eukaryota, Fungi, Ascomycota, Leotiomycetes, Helotiales, Sclerotiniaceae.